This is a messenger RNA of Postia placenta MAD-698-R-SB12, 1188 nucleotides long. RefSeq lists its product as hypothetical. The record is from RefSeq and is a predicted model, not a curated record. Gene Ontology annotation, biological process: canonical NF-kappaB signal transduction. The transcript has 4 exons. The coding region runs from base 1 to 1188 and encodes 395 amino acids. NCBI's taxonomy places the organism in Eukaryota, Fungi, Basidiomycota, Agaricomycetes, Polyporales, Adustoporiaceae.
AUGGCUCAAGCACUGCGCAAGAAGGCGUCCGUAUCUGGCACGAGGGGGCAAGGAGGCGACAACGCAGACAAGAUCGCAGAGCGCACACCCCUAUCGUGCAUUCUAAUUGGCUCCGAAGCUCUGGAUCGUGGUGAUCUCCCUGAGACCGUUGCUGCAAUGAGGCGAGCCACAGCCAUCCCUGAGCCCGUAUAUGAGUUCUCGCAAUGCUAUUCAACCCAUCAGCUCUGGGGCGAAUUCUACAUCCCUUUGCCGCGGAGACCUCCACCAGCAUCAUUCGCAUUCGCUCCGCCCAACCCUAUAUUUCGCCGAUCACGCACGAUGGGCUCCCAAGACCACGCCAGUGCACGCCGAGGCCGUCAGCCGUGGGAGCAGAUGGCGCAGACGUACGCGUGGGUACUCGAGCAGGACUUCGCCGACAUGGCGCUCAAGAACGAAGAGACGGUGCAGUGGAUCCGGAAGCAGCAGGAGCGCGACCUACGCCGGGAGCAGAUGUCGCGCACGGCCCGUGCUGCGUGCGGGGCGCGCGAGCUCAUGGAGUUCGUUGACGGCUUCGUUGUCGAGGUCGACGGGUGCCGCCGGAUCGAGGAGACGUGGCGCGCAGCAAUGCAGUGGCACGCGGAGGCGGAAAAGAUGGUGCAGGACGAGGUCCGGCGGCUGCAGGAGGCGCGCGCGGAGGCGGAGCGCUGCAGGCUGGCGUAUCAGCGCCGCAACGCGGAGGACGAGGCUCGGGAGGCGCGGCGCAGAGAGAGGGAGCGCGAGCGUGCGCGGAUAGCCCGGGGGGAGGUGGAAAAGAAGGCGUGGCAGGCGUACGAGAAACGAUGGGCAGCGAUCGCGACGAGCACAGGCCCGUCGGCGCAAGAACAGCUUACCUUUGAAUCCAUACCCUGGCCGAUGGUGUCGCAGCCGCAUAAGGUGGAGGAUAUCACUCCGGCACGGAUGGCGAUGUUCCUCUUGUCCCCUAUGCAUUCGGAGGGGCAGUCGAAGAAGGAGAGGGUGCGGGCUGCGUUGCGGCGGUGGCACCCCGACCGCUUCGGGAGGACACUUGGCAGAGUCAACGAUCAAGACAGGGUUGCUGUUGAACGGGGUGCCGGCAUCAUCAUCUGCCAGGAAUGGCCUUACAAUACUCGCCUCGGGCACGAAGGCAUUAACAGUGUUCUGUCAGGGACAGAGCCAAAUGUACAGUACUAG